CCCAACACACCCCAACGAAGGGGGUCCUUCCUUUACCGAUCCAAUAGUGAUUUCGAACUUUCUCCAAAGUCCGUCUCCAGAAAUUCUUCCGUUGCCAGCGAUCAACAUCCCGAUGACGUCAUAAUUACCCCGUUCGCUCAAAUACUAAACAGCCUUCGAAACGUGCACAACAACUUCAAAAUCAUAACAUCUUUCUAUGGAGACUCGAGUAAAAUAGACCCCUGUGGGGUAUGUGAAAGGAGAGUGAAGGCUAACUCGGUAUUGUACGACUUGUACCACAAACUGACUUCGGAGACAUUGGAGGAGUUGGAUUGGUGUUUGGAGCAGUUGGAGACCAUACAGACACACAAGUCCGUUACAGAUAUGGCCACGAGCAAGUUCAAGAGGCUGUUAAACAAAGAGCUGAGUCACUUCGCGGAGUCCAGUAAAUCCGGCAUCCAGAUAUCAGAGUACAUAUGCAACACCUUUCUUGGCAACAUAAAAAAUUUAACAACGCCGAUACUAACGCACGAACAACAAUACAAACAACAACCAAACAAAAACAACAGCACUACUACCAUCAAACAACAACAGCAAAAAUUGUUCUCCCUCACCUCACCACAGCAACUAAACACAGUGGACUCAUGGGGCAUGGAUAUAUUCAAAUUAGCUGAAUUGACCAGCAGCAGACCGCUGACUACGCUUACUAUGCACAUAUUUCAGCAGAAGCGCAACUUGCCACAAACCUUCAAGAUAAAGGAGCAGACUCUGCACAAGUAUCUGACGCUUGUUGAGAACCACUACCACAAAGACGUGCCCUACCACAACAGCCUCCAUGCCGCCGACGUCACUCAAUCCGCGCAUGCUCUUCUACUCAUACCUGCGUUUGAGAACAAGUUCACGGAACUUGAAAUUUUUGCAACGAUCUUUGGCAGUGCAAUUCACGAUGUUGAUCAUCCAGGUGUAACCAAUCAGUACCUCAUUAAUACAGGAUCUGACCUUGCCCUCAUGUACAACGACGAGUCUGUCCUCGAAAACCACCAUGUGGCCGUGGCUUUCAAGCUGCUGCAAGAGGACUCUUGUGACGUCAUCGCCACGCUGACGCCCAAGUCGAGGCAACUCUUUAGGAAAAUGAUCAUCAAUAUAGUAUUAGCCACGGACAUGAACAAACACAUGGACCAUCUGGCACAUCUGAAGACCAUGGUGGAAACUAGGAAGAUAUCCAAUAACACGACUCUCGGACUGGAAAACUACGGAGAGAGAAUCCAGAUUCUGCAAAGUUUGGUUCACUGCUCCGACCUCAGCAAUCCGACGAAAACUCUCUCCCUCUACCGAAAAUGGAACGAUUUGGUCAUGCAGGAGUUUUUCAUGCAAGGAGAUCUUGAGAGGGAGCAAGGCCUCGAAAUCAGUCCCAUGUGUGACAAGACGACCGCCACUGUUGAAAAAACCCAGGUCGGAUUCAUAGACUACAUCGUGCAUCCCCUCUGGGAGGCCUGGGCAGAACUCGUCCAACCAUACUGCCAGGGAAUACUGGAUACGCUGGAAGACAACAGGGAGUGGUUCGUUUGUUCACGUGUUUAUGUUCAUCUCCACCUGUGUUUCCAUCCAACUUUCAGUUAUUAUUGUUUCAAUAAGUGUAGGUUUAUCGUUCAAGUUUAUCAAAUUUGA
Molecule: messenger RNA, 1647 nt
Organism: Helobdella robusta
Lineage: Eukaryota; Metazoa; Annelida; Clitellata; Rhynchobdellida; Glossiphoniidae
Exons: 12
Biological process (GO): signal transduction
Cellular component (GO): cytosol; nucleus; perinuclear region of cytoplasm
Molecular function (GO): 3',5'-cyclic-AMP phosphodiesterase activity
Source: RefSeq, a predicted model, not a curated record